Molecule: messenger RNA, 2509 nt
Organism: Myzus persicae (green peach aphid)
Lineage: Eukaryota; Metazoa; Arthropoda; Insecta; Hemiptera; Aphididae
Product: calpain-A-like
Exons: 15
Biological process (GO): proteolysis
Cellular component (GO): cytoplasm
Molecular function (GO): calcium-dependent cysteine-type endopeptidase activity; calcium ion binding
Source: RefSeq, a predicted model, not a curated record
AAAGUUAAAGACUAGUAUAGAAACCAACGUCACACUACAUACAGCCAUUUCAGUGAAGACAGAGUUGUUUAAUAGUUUAAUGUAAAAUAUACAUCACAACACAUACGACACAAGUAUUGAUGUUUUUAUUUAUUAAUUAUUAGUAUAGCUGCAGCUAGUACUUCUGAAAGUCCUCUUCCGGUUUCCAUAUUUCAGCUUCGUAGCGGUUCAAUAGUAAAAUGUUAAAUAUUGGCGAACGGCGUUCCGGUGUUCGCCAGAGACCCGCUGGAUUUGUUCAAGACUUUGAUGAGCUCCGAAACCAAUGCUUAAAACAAAAAAUACUAUUUAAAGAUCCAGAAUUUGAUACAUACGAUUUAUCUGUAUUUCACAAAAAUCUCCAAAAAAAUCAGCUUGAGUGGCGGAGACCAAAGGAAAUUACAAAUGAUCCCAAAUUUUUCGUGCAAGGAGCUUCGAGAUUUGAUGUAAGGCAAGGAUAAUUAGGUGACUGUUGGUUAAUAGCUGCCAUAGCAAAUUUGACUUUGGAUGACAAACUUUUUUAUAAAGUAGUGCCUUUCGAUCAAGGAUUCCAUAUUAAAUACGCUGGAAUAUUCCACUUUAAAUUUUGGCAGUUUGGGAGAUGGGUUGAUGUUGUUAUUGACGAUCGUUUACCGAUUUAUAAAGGAAAGUUAUUAUUUCUUCAAUCAUCAACCAAAAAUGAAUUCUGGAGUGCUCUAUUGGAGAAGGCUUAUGCCAAAAUGAACGGUUCAUACGAAGCUUUGGAAGGAGGUUUCACAAUGGAGGCUAUGGGAGAUUUCACUGGUGGUGUGUCAGAAAUAUUUGAACUGAAUAAUCCACCAUCUAAUUUGUUCAUGAUUAUGCUAAAUUCAUAUCAACGAAAAUCGCUCAUGUGUGGUGCAAUACUCAAUUCGCAAUCGCCUGACCCAACCAAAACAGGAUUAAUCAAAGGCCAUGCAUAUAGUAUUACCAGGAUAACUUAUAUACCUUUACCAACAAGAAAUAGUAUAAUACCUUUAGUUAGACUUCGAAAUCCUUGGGGUAAUGAUAGUGAAUGGAACGGCCGUUGGAGUGACAAAUCAGAUGAAUGGUUAACUAUACCCCCACAAUUACAACAAUCAAUAGGUCUUAUAAAAGAAGAUGAUGGCGAAUUUUGGAUGUCUUACGAAGAUUUUGUCAAAUAUUUCACUGCAUUGGAAAUUUGUCAUUUAGAUCCUGAUUAUCUAGACAGGGAACAAUUUGGGACAGGAGUGCAAAAAAAAUGGGAUCUGAGUAUAUUUGAAGGCGAAUGGGUCCGUGGUGCUACAGCUGGUGGCUGUGAUAAAUUUCAAGAUACGUUUUCAAGUAAUCCUCAGUACUAUGUAACAUUAGUAGAUCCAGACGAUAAUGACAAUAAGCAUACUUGUACCGUAAUUAUUUCAUUGAUGCUCAAGGAUAUGCGCUGCCAAAAGAAACACAGGGAUACAUCACUGUCAUUUGGAUUUUAUGUUUAUAAUCUCAACACUUCAGAGUCUGUGCCGAAACCAUUGGACACAAAUUUUUUUAAAAAUAACCGUCCUUUAGAUAAGUUCUUUAAUUGUCCUGAGUUCAAACCAAGAGAAGUCUGUAAGAGAUUGAAUGUACCUCCUGGUAAAUAUUGUAUUGUAACUUGUACGUCUAACCAGAAUGAACAAGGCUCGUUUUUACUCAGAGUAUUUUCAGAAAAAAAAAACAAUUUGGCGGAGUUCGAUAGUGAAGUGGGAAUGGUUGAGAUCGACAAUAAGAUAAAAGAAUUGGCACUUUACAGUAACAAAAGUGACGAUUCUAAUGAAAAAUUAAAAAAAUAUUUUCUCAAAGUAGCUGGGAGUGACAAAGAGGUCGAUUGGAUGGAUCUUAAAAAAAUUUUGGAUUUUGCUAUGAAAGAUACUGGGAACACAACAUUUUCAAAUGAUGUAUGCCGGUGCUUCAUAGCUAUGAUGGAUUGGGAUAGAUCAGGUAAACUUGGUUUUAAAGAAUUCCAAAGACUAUUGGUGGACAUUAGACAGUGGCAGGUUGUUUUUAAAAUGUAUGAAAAAAAAAACAAGGGUUAUAUCAAAGGGUUUGAACUAAGACCAGCCUUAAGUUCAGUUGGUUACCAUAUUAAAACACGAACCAUAAAUACCAUGUGCCAUCGAUAUGGGAACCAUAAAGGAUACAUAAUGUUCGACGAUUUCAUCAUGUGUGCCAUUAGACUUAAAACCACGAUAGAUAUUUUCAAAGAACAUGAUAUUGAAAAUAAAAACAUUGCCUCAUUUACUUUGGAAGAAUGGGUGGAAAAAACAUUUUACUCGUAAAUUUAAAUAUAAAUUUUAUUUUAUUUUUACGAACAUAAUAAUUUUUUUUUUGAAAAUAAUCUUUUACCGUUAUCGAUGCAAUAACUUAAAAGUUUAGUUUUGCAUUAGUCAUAAACCAUAACCAUGUAACUUAUCAAGAAUUAAAUGAUAAUAUAAUAUAAUACCAUAAAUAUUUGUAUUGAUAUUUAUUUUUAUUUAGGUAA